AUGGAUGGCGGCAGUAGCAUCAACAUCUUGUAUUACGAUACUUUCAAGCGGAUGAAUCCGUCCGAGAAGCAGUUCCAGCCUUCCUCAACAGUGUUCCACGGGAUCGUUCCUGGAAAGUCUGCUUAUCCUAUUGGCAAGAUUAAGCUUGAAGUUGCGUUCGACACUGAAUUCAAUUACAGAUCAGAAUUUUUGAUGUUUGAGGUGGUCAAGAUCAAAAGCACGUAUCAUGCCCUUUCCGGACUGCCAGCUUAUUCUCGUUUCCUGGUGUGGCCCUGCUAUGUCUACUUGAAACUCAAGAUGCCUGGUCCAGAGGGUACCAUUAGAGUUGAUGAUGACAGGAAAAUUGCUUUGGAGUGUGAGGAAGGAGAUGCAGCCUACGCCGAGUCGGCCCAUGCAACUGAGGAGUUGAAAUUCUAUAUAGCCAAUGUUGGCCGAUAUGACUUCUCCAAAGAAGCCCACUAUUGA
Aegilops tauschii subsp. strangulata is the source of this 465-nucleotide messenger RNA. RefSeq lists its product as uncharacterized. Lineage: Eukaryota; Viridiplantae; Streptophyta; Magnoliopsida; Poales; Poaceae. The record is from RefSeq and is a predicted model, not a curated record.